AUGCAUUUAGAUCCAGAGCGACAGCGUGUGAUAAUUCACUUGAAGGAUGUCAACGACGAGCCUCCCUAUUUUAUCAAUCGCCCCCUUCCGAUGCAGGCUGUGGUACAACUCAAUGCUCCACCGGGCACUCCAGUGUUCAAAUUGCAAGCUAGAGAUCCGGACACGGACCACAAUAUACACUACUUCCUAGUCAGAGAUCGGACCGGUGGUCGCUUCGAGGUCGAUGAGCGAUCUGGUGAGGUGCGGACACUGGGCAGUGACCCUUUUAUGCUCGAUAAGGAGUACGUCUUGUACGUGAAGGCAGAGGACCACAAUGGAAUGACGGAGGACAGACAGCACCAGUCCACCGGGGAGGAGCGGCUGUCCAUCAUGGGCGGUAAACGGCCGCCCCAGUUCUACAUGCAAAAAUACGAAGCCACCAUACCAGAAAACCAAAGAAAGGAUUCAGACAUUAUCGAAGUGAAAGCGAAAUCAUUCGCAGACAGAGAGAUCCGCUACACUCUAAGAGCGCAGGGUAAGGGAGCUGGAACCUUCAACAUCGGACCCACAACUGGAGUUGUGAAACUCGCCAAAGAUCUGGAUUAUGAGGAUUUGCGACAACCCAAGUCCUAUUCUCUCAUCGUCACUGCCACCGAAGAUUCUGGAGGUUUCUCAACUUCAGUUGAGUUGACAAUCAAAGUAACAGACGUCAAUGAUAAUGCUCCAAGAUUUGAACUCCCGGAUUACCAAGCUCACAACGUUGAUGAAGAUGUAGCAGUUGGAACUUCCAUUUUACAAGUAUCUGCAAGUGAUAUGGAUCAAAACAAAAAUGCAGAAAUUGAAUAUUCCCUUGACAAAGAUGACUUCACCAUCGACAACAAGGGUAUCAUCUACUCCAACAAAAGACUGGAUGCUGACAUAAACAACACUUACGUGCUCACCGUUCGUGCGACAGAUCGCGGAGAUCCGCCACUGACGGGCACAGCGACGGUCCGGAUCUACACAGAAAACAAAAACGACGAACCUCCCAAGUUCAGCCAGGAUGUGUACACGCCAAAUGUGGAUGAAAACGCAGGGCCCAACACGUUGGUCACCACUGUGGUGGCUAGUGACAAGGAUGGAGACAAUAUUUAUUUUGGAUUUGUUGGAGGAGGAACAGUGUCUGGGAUGUUUCAAAUAGAAGAAAGGACAGGUGUGAUCCGACUAAUCAGUGGUCACAUCCAACUCGACAAAGACAAAUAUGAGCUUAACGUAACGGCCCGUGAUGAUGGUGCUUGUUGCAAAAAUGGUGCCUUGACAACUCACACCAGCACAGCUCUGGUGGUAGUCUUCAUCACUGAUGUGAAUGACAAUAAACCAAUUUUUGAAGAAUGCAAUACUUACGCUCCUCAGGUUGAAGAAGGUGCUCCUAGUGGGACCCAAGUCAUUAAAGUGAAAGCAGUUGAUAAUGACAAAGGGCAUAAUGGACAAGUGAGAUAUUCCAUAGUUCAACAACCUAAUCAAAAAGGGACAAAAUUCAUAGUUGAUGAAGUUACUGGUGAUAUUCGAACAAAUAAGGUUUUUGACAGAGAAGGAGAUGAUGGACGUUUUGUAAGUGUGACAGUCAAAGCGACUGAUCGAGGCAAUCCACCCCUAGAAGGAGUUUGUUCAUUCAAAGUAGAAAUAACAGACAUCAAUGACAAUCCACCCCUGUUUGAUCGGCAGGAAUAUAGAGAAAACGUGAAGCAAGAUACGCCAAAAGGAACGAACAUUUUGAGAGUGUCAGCAUCAGACGAAGAUGCUGAUAACAAUGGUGCUAUAGUUUACAACCUUACUGCUCCUUAUGAUCCAACAGAUCUGGACUAUUUUGAAAUAAAUCCCGAUUCUGGAUGGAUUAGUUUAAAGAAAGCAUUAGAUAGGGAUCAAUAUCACCUCCGUGCCAUAGCUUUAGACAAAGGCUUGCCUCAACACAGAGCUACAGUAGAAGUAAUUAUAGAUGUUGUUGAUCGUGCAAACAAUCCACCUAUAUGGGAUCAGCCAGUUUAUGGCCCUAUUUUUAUAAAAGAAAAUUAUAUGGUUGGCCAAGUCGUAGCUUCAAUAAAAGCUAGAUCUGGCAUCCCAGACAAUCCUACUGUGUUUUAUACUUUGAUGAAGGGGAGUACUGAGCAAACAAAUAAGAAAGACACAUUCUACUUGGACCAAAGGAACAUGAAUGGUGACACCUGGGCUGACAUUCAAGUCAACUACCCUCUAGAUUACGAAAGAAUUCAGCAAUACAAUUUGACUGUCCGAGUUGAGAACAAUGGCAUUCAACAACUCGCUUCUGAAGCCACCGUGUACAUCGUCCUAGAAGACGUGAAUGACGAAAUUCCGCUAUUCAUUGAACGAGAACAGGAAACCGUACUGGAAGGCAUGCCGCCCGGUACGAAAGUGACACAAGUACAAGCGAGCGACAAGGACGGAACCUAUCCCAACAACAAGGUGUACUAUGCGAUUGAGUCGAAGGACCAAGGAGAUAAAUUCUUCACGAUCGACCGCGAGACAGGUGAAAUCUACACACGGGUGGAAUUCGACAGAGAAGAGAAGCAGGCAUACGCCAUCUUAGUGAGGGCCGAAGAUGGGGCAGCAUCAGACAGACCCAACAUGAAGCCUGGAGAGCCUAAUUCAGUGACCAAAUACAUCCGGAUCGGCAUCGGGGACAAGAACGACAACCCACCAUACUUCGACCAAGCCCUCUACGAAGCCGAAGUCAACGAAGACGAGGAUAUACAACACACAGUUAUCACGGUCACUGCCAAAGACAAAGACGAGUCAUCAAGAAUUCGAUAUGAAAUUACUCAAGGUAACAUAGGAGGUGCUUUUGCAGUGAAAAACGAAACAGGUGCCAUAUAUGUGGCAGGACCAUUGGAUUAUGAGCUACGAAAGGAGUACAAGCUGCGGCUAGUUGCUUCUGAUAAUUUGAACGAGAACCACACGACAGUGGUGAUCCACAUCAAAGAUGUCAACGACAACCCUCCCAUCUUCGACAGGCCCACCUACGAGACGCAGAUCACGGAAGAGGAUGACAGGAACCUGCCCAAGCGAGUCCUACAGUACACCCUGACGCUCGUUGCGUCCGACACCUUGCACGAAUCCAGUUGUUUGGUUGUUGUCAAGAUUAACGACAUCAACGACUUGCCUCCUAAGUUCGACCAACCUUCCUACAUUACCACCAUUCUAGAGGAAGAUGCAGAAGGAAUGCCUAAGAGUGUCAUGAAGGUGACAGCAACGGAUGGCGACCGCGACCGGAAACCGGACAUCGUGUAUUUCUUGACAGGUCAGGGAGUGGACGAUCAGGAUCCGGCCAACAGCAAAUUCGCCAUCAAUACAACUACAGGAGAGAUUUAUGUUCUCAAGCCCCUGGAUAGAGACCUGCCUCAUGGGCGCUCACAGUGGAGGUUUACGGUCUUCGCCGAAGACGAGGGAGGGAACGGGCUGGUCGGUUAUGCCGACGUGCUCGUCAACCUCAAAGACAUCAACGACAAUGCACCGUUCUUUCCGUACGCUAUCUACACCGGAAACGUGACCGAAAAUGGAACAGCAGGUAUGACGGUUAUGACGAUGACUGCCACGGAUUACGACGACCCCAACGAAGGUACAAACGCAAGAUUGAAGUACUCGAUCGAGCAGAACCAAGUGAAUGAAAACGGAGAGCUGAUUUUCACUAUUGAUGAAGAGACGGGAGUCAUAUCGACAGCUGUCUGCUGCUUAGAUCGAGAGACAAACCCUGAGUAUACCAUCAAAGUGGUAGCCAUGGAUGGUGGGGGUCUCAAAGGCACCGGGACGGCGACCAUCAAGAUCAAAGACAUUAACGACAUGCCACCCGAAUUCACCAAGAAAGAGUGGCAGGUGGAGGUGGAUGAGACGGAGGGUGACAACAUUCCGGAGACCCCUAUAUUGGUGGUGUCCGUCAGUGAUGGUGAUUUGUUGGAAACGAACCGAUUCAGCUACAAAGUCAUCGACAACGCUUUCGGAGCUGACAAGUUCACGAUGGUGACUAACUCGGACGGAACAGGUUCACUUAAGAUUGCCAAGCCAUUGGACUUUGAAGACCUCCAACAACGUUUCGGUUUCAACAUCACCAUCCAAGUAAGCGACCACGGUGGCGAGUCCUCGGAGCCCUACCAUGUGGAUUAUGCCAAAGUGCGGGUCCGGCUGCGCGAUAUUAACGACAACAAGCCGGAAUUCGAGAAGCCCAACAUUGAGGUAAUUGUCAAGGAAGAUGCCGAUAUAGGCACCAGUUUGGCCACUUUCCGGGCAACAGAUGCUGAUCAAGGAGGCAAAUCUAGAGUUAGCUAUACCAUCGACCGGUCCUCAGACAAAAAGCGACAGUUCCGUAUCGACCAGAACGGAGUCGUUAGAAUACAGAGGACCCUUGAUCGAGAAGAAACACCAAGACACCAAGUGAAAAUCCUUGCUAUUGAUGAUGGAACACCUCCGCGAACCGCUACAGCCACUCUCACAGUGGUCGUGAGUGACAUCAAUGACAAUGCUCCCCGUUUCCUUCGUGACUACCGACCUGUCAUCAUGGAACACUCUCCUCCUCAGAAAGUAGAAGAGAUUUUAGCAACUGACGAUGACGACCGAUCUAAAGGCAACGGUCCACCUUUCACGUUUAGGAUGGAUCCAAAUGCUCCUGACAUCAUCAAGCAGUUUUUCGAUGUUCAGCACGAUCCCACUGGGGCUAAUGGAGACGGUAUGGCCAUCGUGACGUCACGGGAGCGAUUCGACAGAGAACAGCAGAAGGAAUACCUGGUUCCGAUAGUCAUCAAAGACAGCGGAACGCCGUCCAUGACUGGUACUAGUACACUAACGGUCAUAAUCGGUGACGUCAACGAUAACAGAAUGCAUCCAGGGAGCAAGAGUAUUUUUGUUUAUAAUUUCAGAGGCGAAUCACCACCCACACCCAUUGGCAGAGUUCACGUCGAAGACUUGGAUGACUGGGAUUUGCCGGACAAAUCUUUCUACUGGGAAAAUAACAUCGCCCAUCCCAACUUUGAAGUAGACAAAGACACUGGUCUCAUUGUCAUGAAAAAUGUGACCAGUGGAGGAACCUAUUUCUUGCGAUUUGUGGUGCACGAUCGCGUCCACACACAAGAAGUGUCCGCCAACGUCUCCGUUACCGUCAAAGAAAUUCCCGAAGAAGCCAUCUUCAACUCUGGGUCCAUUCGCAUCUCUGGAAUUAGCGCAGAAGACUUUGUCCGCGUCUGGAAUUGGACUGAAAACCGCCAAGUAAAGAGCAAGUACCAAAAAUUCAGGGAUAUGAUCGCGAGCUUGACAACGACUCGAAAAGACAACGUUGACAUUUUCAGCGUCAUUCUGAAGCAAGAACGGCCCCCCAUCACCGAUGUCCGAUUUGCUGCUCAUCGUUCUCCCUACUUUAAAGCCAGCAUGCUCAACGGAAUAGUGGCUCUCAAUAGAGAACUGAUAGAGCAAGAAGUUGGCAUUAAUAUUACGAUGGUGGGCAUAGAUGAAUGUCUUUUUGAGAAUAUCAACUGCGAGACAAGCUGUACGAACAUCCUCAUGGUCGAUCGGCAGCCUAUUGUAGUCAACGCCAAUCGUACAUCUUUUGUAGGCGUCAACACGUGGGUGCAACCCAAAUGUGUGUGUGGAGCGAGAGACUUCUCAGAGAUAGAGACCUGCCGAAAGAGACCUUUACCUUGUCACAAUGGUGGUCGGUGCUUUGAAUCAUAUGGAGGAGUUAGUUGCAAAUGCCCUGAAGGAUACGAGGGCCCCCAAUGCCAGAUGACUACUAGGAGCUUCAGUGGUCGUGGUUGGGCGUGGUUUCCUUCACUGCAGCAAUGUGAAAACUCUCAUCUGAGUCUGGAAUUCAUGACGCGGAAGCCGGACGGUCUCUUGCUGUAUAACGGACCCAUUUCCAACCCGGACAUUGGGGAGAUAGCCGUUCAAGAUUUCAUUUCUUUAGAAUUGCAAAGUGGAAGACCACGACUACUCAUCGACUUUGGGUCGGGAACUGCCGAAAUCGUAGUUUACGUGGACGAGACUUUGAGCGAUGGAGAGUGGCAUCAGGUUGACGUUUUCUGGGAUAGAGAGACUGUCCGUCUUGUCAUCGACAACUGCCAGAAGGCCAAGAUAGAAGAUUCAGAUCCUCCAAAAAUCAAUCGAUCGCGCUGCGAAACCAAGAGCAACAUUCCACCCUUUAAUGAAUUCCUGAACGUCAACACCCCUCUCCAGUUGGGAGGGGUGCAUCACCAGUAUUUGACGGACUACAGAUGGCAGCAUCAACACACAAGGGAAGGUUUCGAAGGCUGCAUCAAGAAUGUGAUACACAAUAGUGAGAUGUAUGAUCUGGGCAAUCCCGGCAGUAGCUCAUCCAGCAGCCCCGGUUGCAAGCCAGCAGACGACGCUUGCCAGAGUAACAGCAUUACCAGGCACUGUGAGCAUGGCGCAUGCGUGGGGACAUACAACUCAGCAAAAUGCAUUUGCUAUCCUGGGUACUUCGGAAUUCGGUGCGAUAAAGAAACAAUCUCUAAGAUGUUCCAACAGAACAGUUACAUAAAGUAUGCCUUGUCGUUUGAACCCGACCCGUACAAAACAGACAUCCAGCUCCAGUUCAGAACACGACAAAAGCACGGUGAAUUGUUCAGAGCGACAAGCAAGCAUGGCCGAGAAUAUUGCAUUUUAGAGAUUCGUGAUAAGAAGCUCCGUCUGCGAUUCAACCUCAACCACCUGCGGUCGUCGGACGAGCACGAGCUCUGGCUUCCGAACGUGCAGGUGAGCGACGGGCAGUGGCAUACGGUCCGCGUGCUGCGGCACGGCAGCACGGCCAGCAUGUCCCUGGACGGCGGGGGUGGCAGGCGAUACAACGAACUGCUGGAGUACGAGGGACAGCACCAGCUGAUGAUGAUAGAGAAGCAGAACGUCAUCGCGGGAGGAGACGUGCAGUACGUCGGACCAGGCGUCACAGUGGUCGAUAAUGAUUUCCAAGAAGGUUGUAUGAACGAUAUUCGCCUCGAUCAACGUUACUUGCCCAUGGAGAACGGAUCUGAAAAUGCGGCAGUGUUGGAAUGGAGAAAUCUCAUCAACAAAUGCCCCUCAAACAAUCCUUGCCAGGGAAUCAUCUGCCCUAAACCUUUUAUCUGCCUUGAUCUAUGGAUGCUGCAUGAAUGCCGAUGCCCUGAAGGCUUCACCAUCACUGAAGAUGGUAAAAACUGCACGGACGCUAACGAAUGCUUGAGUGAUCCUUGCCUCAAUGGUGGCAGUUGCGUCAAUCUCCCCAAUGGGGAAGGCUACUACUGCGUGUGCCCAGAUGGUUUUGGGGGCCUCUAUUGCGGGGCCAGGCAUGAAGAGAAGGUCAUGCGGCUCAGCAUGGCAGCGCUCGCGGCCAUACUAAUCUGCCUGCUAAAUAUUCUCAUUCUCGUUCUGGUGAUUGUUGCUUACACCCGGAACAGGAGGCCCAAUCAAAAGUAUGGUCAUGGUGACGUAGAUGACGAUGUUCGAGAGAAUAUCAUCAGCUAUGACGACGAAGGAGGUGGAGAGGAUGAUAUGAACGCCUAUGACAUCACACCCCUUCGGAUACCUAUUGAUUCAACUGGCACGCCCAUCGGAGCCAAACCUGGACCAGAGAAAGCUGCACUGAAAGAACCCAGACAAAGACAAUUGCCUCCUGGAACCCAUCCUGACGGUGUAGGUGACUUCAUCCGAGAUCACAUGGACAAAGCAGACAAUGAUCCAAAUGCGCCACCUUUCGAUGAUCUACGGAACUAUGCAUAUGAAGGGUGCGGUAGCACUGCUGGAUCGCUGAGUUCGCUGGCCUCCGCCAACGAGGAAAACGAGCAAGAUUUUGACUACCUCAAUGGCUGGGGGCCCCGAUUCCAGAAGCUGGCUGAUAUGUACGGCGGCGAAAGUGAAGAAGAUUAGGGAGGAAAUGCCUAUCCACCAAGCUAUGCAAUGUCUAGUCAUUAGCAGAUGAGAUAUUUAUGAAAAUAUUCCAAAAAAAGAACACAACAUGACACAGCGGAUACAGAUCUCAAAUUUCUCAAAGUUUUCUUCCGACACCACAAACACUCUCGCGCGCACACACUUCAAAUUCCUUAGCCUCAUACUACCUUCGAAAUAAUAAAUAC
This is a messenger RNA of Uloborus diversus, 8084 nucleotides long. RefSeq names its product neural-cadherin-like (gene CadN). The coding region runs from base 1 to 7878 and encodes 2625 amino acids. The transcript is spliced from 36 exons. Gene Ontology annotation, molecular function: calcium ion binding. Gene Ontology annotation, biological process: homophilic cell-cell adhesion. Lineage: Eukaryota; Metazoa; Arthropoda; Arachnida; Araneae; Uloboridae. The record is from RefSeq and is a predicted model, not a curated record. Gene Ontology annotation, cellular component: cell-cell junction; plasma membrane.